Molecule: messenger RNA, 6877 nt
Organism: Magallana angulata
Lineage: Eukaryota; Metazoa; Mollusca; Bivalvia; Ostreida; Ostreidae
Product: serine/threonine-protein kinase Nek10-like
Exons: 28
Coding region: 485-4045 (1186 amino acids)
Biological process (GO): amine metabolic process; protein phosphorylation
Cellular component (GO): plasma membrane
Molecular function (GO): primary methylamine oxidase activity; quinone binding; protein serine/threonine kinase activity
Source: RefSeq, a predicted model, not a curated record
AACGUCGCCCCCUUUCUAAAGCUUAAAAUCGGAGCACAAGGUUUUUAUUCAUAUUCUUGUUAAUUGCUUAAUUACCAGCGCAGUGGGUCAGCGAUAAUUAACCGAACUGUCAAAGUGAACCGUUAAUUUCACGCUCCAAUUACCCCCGAGUUCUGUUAACCCGUUAACUAUAGAUUUUUUUUUCUUGUUUGAUCUUCGUGACGUCACAUUUAAAUGCCUUCAUGACAGGACAUGAUCGAAAAUCCAUUUUAAAAACAUACUUUUUUAAACACUGUGCACUUAUGUGCCAUUGUGACACUUGUGGAGAACAGUUCUGUGGGGUUUGACCUAAUGUUCAUGGUGUUGGCAUAUUUUGCAGUUUUUGACAUCUGAAUUGUAGUUUGGAACAAACCUUCCCUCUCUUUUAUGUAGACUGAGGUAGCGGCACCAUGUGAAGGAUAGCUCCGUUCGUGGGUCCUUAUCACUCCAAUCCGUCCUAUAGAACAUGCCCACCCAGGAGAGGAAGCGCUCACCCCCCUCAAACAAUGAAUGCAAAAGACUGAAACAACUUCUUCAACUCCUAAAUUCUCCGAUCAACAAGAAACAUGAACAGCUUCCUUCCAUAACCUCAAAGAGAAAUGUGACAGCCGGUCACCAGCAGUGGCCCUGCCCCCAGGGUAAGGUGGUCCAGCACCAACAACAGUCUACAGAAAGCCUGGUCCUAGAGAAGUUCAACUUAAAGUACCAGUCGCAAAGGCAGUUCGUGACUCAUCCUCUGUAUGAACGAUUUUCGGAAGUCUUUUCAGCCCUGAUCAAACAGAGAUUAUGUUGUGUGGACUGGAUAAACUCGGCUCCUCCGGAGAACAUACUCCGGCUGGUGACGUGUCUCCGUAUCCUGAUGAGAGAGCCGGAGUUCCAGAAAGUCUUCUACACGAUUCAUGGACUCCAGGUUCUAUCAGAGCUGUUUAUCAAAGCCACCAACAGUUACCUGCUGUAUGGGGAUUCCCCUUACCUGGUGGACAUACUGAAGGAAAUGUCAAACAUUUUCCAGAAGUUUGCUGCCGUUAACGAGACCCAGCGAGAGUGGCUGGUGGAAUGUAAAGUUCACGAGGGGCUUCUGUUGUUACUGCGUGGCCAUGGCGACGACCUCAUUGCCCUCCACUGUGCUCUACAUGCUCUUCUUGCCUUAGCUCAUUGUCCAAAAGCCAGACAGUUGAUCGCAGAACGGAACUGUGCCGAAGAUUUAUUGGCCAUCAUAAAGGACUAUGACAAUCUGUCCAAAAAACUAGCAGCCAAACUUCUCCAGCGCCUGUGUCACGAGCGUCUGUGUCAGGACUCGGUGCAGGAGCACCAAGGAAUCCCGAUCCUGCUGAGUCAGUUACACUGCGACAACGUGAACCUCCUCCUACCCGUGGUACAGUGUCUGAUCCACAUGUGUACCAACCCUGAGGCCAAUAAAGAGAUCCGACAGAUGGGGGGGAUUCCCACCAUACUGGCCCUUCUCAGAAAUGACCGUCAUUUUGUGACGGAGCGCAGUGAGACGGGGUGUGGAGCGGCCAGUGCUGGUCCCCACGGAAGGUCCCCUGUGGACGACAUUAUGUGUGACUAUGCAAUCCUUGCUGGCAAUGAGAAAUCCUCGGGCAGACAUAAGGCAGAUGAACUUAUGGAUCAAAAGAACCAAGUCAAAUGUGCUUGUUGUACUGCGCUCACAGAACUAGUCAUGAAUGAUGCCAAUGCCCAACAAAUCGUCCAAUCAAACGGCAUCUACACACUGGGAUGUUUGAUCCUCCCUCCCUGUGAAAAGUGCUCGCCCGAGGAAAUCAAACUGUGUAAAAGUCUACAGAAGUAUGGGUUUCGCGCUCUCCGUUUCUUGUUCAGUAUGGAGCGAAAUCGACGACUGUUCAAACGCUUGUUUCCCUCGGACUUAUUCGAAAUGUUCAUAAACAUUGGUCACUAUAAACAGGAUCUUAACGAAUAUAAACCGUUAGUGGAGAAAAUUAAUGGGUUGUCGCCGGAUGCUGUUGAAGAGAUUCGCCUCAAUAUUCAGGAGACAAACCAUAACCGAUCUCCGACAAGACACAUCGGAGACUACGCUGUGUUCGAACUGUUAGGAAAAGGUGCUUUUGGGUCGGUGUACAAAGUGUGCCGAAAGUCUGCGGGUCAGACCUUCUUGGCCAUGAAAGAGAUAAAUUACGAGUCGCCUGCAUUUGGUCGAAAUUCCCAAGAAAGGGACCAGAGUGUAGGGGAGAUAAUCAAUGAAAUUGCCAUCAUACGGGAACAGAUGAAACAUCCCAAUAUUGUCAGAUACUACAAAACUUUUCUUCAAGAACAAAAAUUAUACAUUGUAAUGGAACUGAUAGAGGGGGCCCCGAUAGGGGAACACUUCAAUUCUCUGAAGGAGAAGAAUAUGAAAUUUCCAGAGGACAGAAUCUGGAACAUAUUUAUGCAGAUGGUGCUGGCACUGAGGUAUCUGCACAAAGAGAAGGGAAUCCUUCACAGAGACCUGACCCCUAACAACAUCAUGCUGGGCGAGGACGACAAAGUCACCAUCACUGACUUUGGACUAGCCAAACAGAAGAGAAGUGACUGUAGCAAGAUGACGUCAGUGGUCGGAACCAUCUUGUACUGGUGCCCUGAGAUCGUACAGAACUUCCCGUACGGAGAGAAGGCUGAUAUCUGGGCCCUGGGCUGUAUCCUGUACCAGAUGUGUACCCUCCAGCCGCCGUUCUUCAGCGACAACAUGCUGGUGCUUGUCAACAAGAUUGUCAAUGCUGAGUACACGCCCAUUCCUGAAGGUGCUUAUUCCGACAGAAUCAUCCAGACAGUUCGAAGCUGUAUCUGUAAGUCUGUGGAUGACCGGCCGGACACUGUGGAGUUGGCCUCACAGAUCGCGGAUAAACUCCUGGUCCAUGUGGAUAACCUCCGGAUUAACCAGAUCACACUGGAGAAAAAGCUAGAGAAGGAAAGAAAGAAAGCCCAGAGACACUACUUUGAGGCCAACCAGAACAUGCAGAAGUAUCACCAGCUGUACCAGAUCUCCCAGGAGAAGUACGACCGCUUGGCCAACCUGGCUGGUAGCGGCGGGGCUGUGGGUCUGAAGGACAGUGACGUCAUCGACCCGAGUCUGGUGGAAGUCGAGUUUACUCGAGCUCUACAGUCUGAGUCGCUCUCGUCUGGAGGCCUGUCCUCCGAUGAGGAAGAUGAGAGCUGUCCCAGCAGUGAGUGUGAGAGUCGGGAGAGCAGUGCUGGCAGUACUCGGGGAACACGACGCCUACCCUCCAUCCCUCGACCUCCCCACACCCCCAAGACCCGCCGCGCUGAGGGGCGACCCAAGCGGUCCCAGUACGCCCUGUCUCCCCUCAGUCUGGACAUUCCUAAUGGCCACUCUCGUACAAUCAGGGACUCAGGGUACAGCUCCGGAGACCCAUCCCCCAACAACCUGACAUCGGCGGCCAGCUCCUCCGACCUCCUCCUGAACGGACACGAACCCUCGACCACCAAGGACUACCACCGGUCCAACAGUAUGCCCGCCCCCCAGUCUGUCACCCGCAACAGAAGAAAGACCAAGAGACCCAACAGUGCCAACACCCCCACCGUCACGAUAUCCCAGCGCCGCGUGCGACAGAUCAGUGACCCGAUACAGCAGAUGAUGCACCAGCUACACAAGAUUCUGUACAUCUGUCAGCUACCCCCCACCCUGGACCCCAACCCCCGGCGACGGCUCGUGGAGAAGUUCAAACGGGCUCUGUUUGCCCAGGACAGUAACAGCCUCAAUCUAAAGACUGAGGUCAAAAAGUUAAUGUCUGGAUCAAGGGAGAUAAUUGACAUGAAUCUGGGUCCGGUGGAGAGUAAGCGGGUCAGCUCCGCCAGUUCCUUGGAAGGGGAGACCACUCCAGACGAAAAAAGAGUAAACAACCAAUUUGACCCCGACUUUAAGGAUGCAGGAAUCACCUAUGAACAGAUGCAGACCUACAUUGAGGGCAUUCUGAGUGACUGUGGCUACUAUAGUAGUCUGCCCAGUGCCCGGGGCAGAACACCGCCCUUAGGGCCAAUAUUACCCAGAUAAACCACAUUCAGGGGGCCAUAUUACCAAAAUACGCCCUUUGCAGGUUUACAGUGGCUUGAGCCAAUAUUGCCAAGACAAGCCCCAGAAUCGUCAACUGUUAGGUAAUUUUACCUUUGUUGAUGGUCAAUGGAUUGGGGCAAAAUCACCUAAAAUGGCUCCAGGUUAGAAAAUUUUACAAGGAUCAUGUUUAUUUUGUGGACUUAUGAAUCACAUUAAACUUUAUUCAUUCAUGAGGAGGACUGGAGUUUCAGCUUUAAGUAUGUGUAGAAGAGAGAAAAGAAAAAAUUUGAUGGUAUGCAAGGAAAAAAUGAGGAUUUUUCAUUAUGACUGCAUUUUCACCAACAUUCCCGGAAAAAAAAUCAAAAUAUAAUAUAUAUUUUCCUAAAUCAUUCCGUCAAUGAAAAAAAAAAAUUUUUUCCUGGUUGUGGAAAACUAUUUUCUUCAAUGGACGUAACUGCAUGAAGAACAGCAAAUUUGUUUUUGGCCAAAUCAGAAUUCAAGGGUACUGAAUUAUCAGGUGUUGUUAAUUUGUUAGAGGUAGAUAUAUAUGAUUGUUAUGGAGUCUUUUAUUGUGAUGUCACUCUAUCAAGUACAGAUUGUUGUUAAUGUUAUAAAGAGUUUGUCAGAUGUACAUCCAUAUUUAUCACAUAUAUCGGUGUUGAAACGGUCAGUCAGUCGGUCAGCAUAGAUAUUUAUCUACUUACCAAUUUACAAGUCUUUGUAACUUUUUUUUUGUUGUUUCAUAUUUGCUGAAAGCAGAUGCAGAGAUAGUUAUCUUUAAUGAUGCUGUAUUUAAGGAAAAUUUAAUAAUAAUUUGUUCUUUUUAGAUUAAAAUCUGCUUAUAAACUGAAGAGUACUACUGAACAAUGAAACAAGUGUAUGUUCUUUCUGAGAACGUACCGUACUAAAUUUUGUUAUCUUUAUUGAAUUUGAGAAAUAAUGCUUUUCAUUCCAAACAUAUACUUAACAUUCCAGAGUAGAACAAUGAUUGCCAGAAACAUAAAUUAAAUAAAUCAGCAUAUAUAUUUUUUUGAAGGGAAAACUUAUAUUUGAUUGAGACCCCUCUAAUUUCAUUUCAUUACAUGUGUCUCAGUUGUGAUAUGCUAUCAUACAAUGUCUGAAGUUUUUUUCAUGUACAUUCAAAUGAAUGAGUUUUAUUGAUUUUUUUAUCAUUAUGUUCUCCACAAAUUAAUGCCGUCCAAAGCAUCAGUCUCAGACAUUUUAUUAUCUUUUUUUUUUUAAUUAUUAUUUUUUUGGUUUUAUGAAUUGCCAGUGCAUGCAUCAUGUGUGAGUGUUGUUGUGUGGUUUUUUUUUGGUCCAAUGAGAGUAAAAUGUUAUUUAAGAUAAUAUUUAUUAUUGAUGGGGAAUCUUUAUGUUAAUUUAUUUCUUAAGUUCACAGUUUUUUAUUUUAUAUUUAUUGUGUACAUUCCAUUCUAAGUGCUAAUACGCUUAACACUGAUUGUGUUAGCGUGAAAUAUGAAACCUUCAAACCUAGAGAAAAAAAUAUAUCCAAUACCUUUAGGUUUUAAGUUUUGUAGAUGCAAAGUUUCUGUGAAAACAAUUUAAAAUAAGUCUUCGAUUAAAUGAAACAGCCAUUAUAUAUUAGUGUCGGCUAGGAUUUCAAUUGAUAACAAAGUUUUUCAUAUAUUAUGUACGAAUUAAAAUCUCGGUGCCCCGUGCAUAAUUAUGUUCACAUGUUCGAUGCUUUUUAUUUUGUUUUACCGUCCAUUUGAGUUUUUUGAUUUACCGUCCAAUUUAUAUCUGGUCUCCAGAACUUCAUAUUUAAUUUACUUUUAAGUGUUGUGAUGAUUUUAACAAUUGUUGAUAAUUUUAUGAUAAUUAAUUAUUUAUUGAUAUUUAUGAUUCAACUGUUUCAUUAGCACCAAGUGUUAUGAUGAAUCAGAUGAUAUUUAAUCUAUGUCCGUAAUUACCGGUAGUUGAUAAUUAAAUAUAUUGUUUUCGUUUUAUUGAAAGUUAUUGCAUUCUCUGACAAAAGGCAUGUUUCUGCAGAUUUUUUUUUACAAUUUUUAGAAGUCUCUUUGAUAAGUUUUUAUUUCUAUAAGAAAUAUAAGCAACUGUUUAGUUUGUUCAGUUGAGUUUAUUUAACUGGUACUGUAUUCCAUUAAUGAAACGAGAUUACCAACCCUCCAUUACCAUGCACACAAUUGUUGAUGCCUGUUCAAAGUUGGAAUGGAUCAAUAAUUAACUCCAAAUUAAUGAAUUUUGUUUUAGGGAUCUUAUGCUUUCAUUGCAUAUUUUUAUGACAGAUGCCCGUUUAUAGUUUCAUUAAUAAACAAAAUCAAAGGGCUCUGCUUAUAAUAAGUUCUCAAUAAUAGUCAUCUAAGACAGUCACAAAUUCAUUCUGUAUUGAUUAUACAUUGCACAAUCUUAUCAAACUCACACACAUCCAUAUUUUUCACGUAUUUUAGUUAAAAUCUGAUCACUACAGAUUUUGUCAUCCAUUUGAUGUGUUAUACAUGUAUUAUUUUUUGUUUUGUUCAUUUUCAAAGUAUAUUAUUUUAUUUUUCCGUCCACUUUUCUGCAAAAUGCCGAGUCAGCAGAAUACACCUCUAAUGUAUUCUUUGUGGUGUAUACUGGUAUAUAAUGCCCUACCAUGUAUAUAUAUACACAGGGGGUAUGUAUUAUGUUGUAUAUUGAUCCAAUGAUUUGUAAAUGUGAUAAUUACUUUGAUUUUACCCCCCAUGCAUUCCCAUAGAUAUAUAUUUCUUGUUGAUGGCUACAUGGAUAUUUAUUAUUGUACAUUGUAUAAAGCAUGUAUCAUGAUUACAUGACAAUUUCACUUGUCAAUAAAUUGAAAUAACUUUCAACUUG